Molecule: messenger RNA, 1961 nt
Organism: Poecilia latipinna (sailfin molly)
Lineage: Eukaryota; Metazoa; Chordata; Actinopteri; Cyprinodontiformes; Poeciliidae
Product: FRAS1-related extracellular matrix protein 2-like
Exons: 6
Coding region: 840-1817 (325 amino acids)
Biological process (GO): anatomical structure morphogenesis
Source: RefSeq, a predicted model, not a curated record
UCAUUUUGAAUUAGUAAAGGUUUAAAAUAAUUUCCUGUACUUGUAAAAGAAGACACCAAGAAAAAAACAAGUACCAACUAAAUUGGCUAGGGAUGUUAAUUUCUUUCAUAAAACGAAGUGAAAUGUCUGCAAAACUCUGGUGAAGGGGUAAUGUAAUUUUUAAUUGAAUUUCAGUCAUCUGUUCAUACUCUGCUAGUUGGAUGAUUCCAUUCAACUCUUUCAGAAAGUCUCACAUUUAACUUGUGUGGACGAAGACAUCCAGCCUUUUUAAAAAUGUACCCGCUUUGUAGUUGAUUCUUCCAUUUCUCAUUACUUUCAUAUAUAGACAGUGUUUCAUUUUUUGCAAUAUUAUGUCACAGCAUCAUUUUUUUUAAUCCAAAAGUCUUCUUCAAAAAGAUGAAAGACCUUUGAAACUGUGCAGAAACAGAGUCGGGAUUCAAACCAACAACCCACUGAGUCUUGGACGCUUAGGGUAUCCAUGCUCAAAGAUCCCUCUCACUGUGGGAUCUUUUAAGAAAUCUUUAGCUAAUCAAAUGAUUAGUUUCUUUUAAGGAUUUUCACACCACUUUGCCAGAAAUACCAACAUACACACUGUCUGGUAUUAAAACAUCCAGUUUAAUGUGUGUUGCCUUUUUGUUUCCUGAGUGGAUCCGUACAUUAAGCAUAAUGAAAGAGAACCCUGGCCUUGAUGGCGCCUGUUUUUGUUGCCGCAUAAAUAUGAUAGAGAUAUCGAGUUUAAACAGGGGGAAAAGCGACAUGUCGUAGAGGUGGAGGUGUUGCCUGAUGGAGUCAGAGAAGUGCGGGAGGCUUUUACAGUCCAUCUAAAGCCUGAUGAAAACAUGGUGGCUGAAACUCAGGUGACGAAAGCUAUAGUUUACAUUGAGGAGUCCAACAGCAUGGCUGAUGUCACCUUCCCCUCCUCACCCCAUGUCAUGUCACUGUUUCAUUACGAUGAUGUCGCCAGGACAGCAGACAACUUCCACCCACCAGCUGGCUACCCAGUCAUCUGUGUCACAGCUUGCGACACGAAAUACCCAGACUAUGACAAGACGGGUCCUAUCUGUGUCAGCGAGCACAUCAACAACACCCUGACCCGCUACCGCUGGCUCAUCAGUGCCCCAGCAGGUCCCGAUGGCGUCACCAGCCCCAUGAGGGAGGUGGACUUUGACACGUUCUUUACCUCCUCCAAGAUGAUCACGCUGGACUCGGUCUACUUCCAGGCGGGUUCGAGGGUGCGGUGCGCUGCUCGAGCUGUUAAUUCUAAUGGGGAGGAAGGUUUGGAGCUCAGCAGUCCCGUUGUCACCAUCAGCCAGGAGGAAGGUAUGUGUCAGCCUCGGAAGAUGGGAACUGUGGGUGCUGAACCUUUCUCUGCAAAGCUACGCUACACCGGAGCAGACGACCCAAAGCACCCUAACCUCAUCAAAGUGACCAUCACCAUGCCUCACAUAGAUGGUAUGCUUCCAGUAAUCUCCACUCGGCCCCUCAUGAACUUUGACCUGACUCUGAGUCCAGAUGGAACCCGAGUCGGAAACCACCGCUGUUCAAAUUUGCUUGACUUCAAUGAGGUCACCACAGGUCACAGCUUCAUCACUUCUUUGACACGCAGCCCAGAGAGCAUGGGGGAGUCUGCGCCCUACCAGUUCAGCAGCUCUCUGCGGGGGAACAGCACGCUGCGCUUCUACAGGAACCUGAACCUGGAAGCAUGUCUGUGGGAGUUCAGCAGCUACUACCACAUGUCUGAGCUGCUGACGGACUGUGGAGGUACAAUAGGCACAGACGGACAGGUGUGUGUAACCUUUGUCCGAAACUGCUUUUAAAAUUCAAUUUAGAGAUUGUGUGUGUAUUUGGCCGACUGCUGCCUUUGUGUGGAUUGUGGCCCGUUUGUGCUCUGUUGCGUAUGCUCAGUCUAUUUACACACUGACGUCUGAAUGAGGAGGCGACACAGACGGAGUAGCACCAUA